AAGUAAGUUUUCACAAACGCUGAACGGGAUUCCGUCAUCAAACCCAGUCAGCAGUGGAAUGGACCCUUUCCAUGCUUGCAGUAUUCUUCAACAGCUUAAAACCAUGUACGAUGAGGGACAGCUGACGGAUAUUGUGGUGGAAGUGGAUCAUGGGAAAACAUUCUCCUGUCAUAGGAAUGUUCUUGCUGCAAUCAGUCCUUAUUUCAGAUCCAUGUUCACUAGCGGCCUUACGGAGAGUACCCAGAAAGAAGUUCGUAUAGUUGGUGUUGAAGCAGAGUCAAUGCAUUUAGUAUUGAACUAUGCAUAUACCUCCAGGGUAAUGCUGACAGAGGCCAACGUUCAAGCUUUGUUCACUGCAGCUAGUAUCUUCCAGAUUCCUUCCAUACAAGACCAGUGUGCUAAAUAUAUGAUCAGUCAUUUGGACCCACAGAACUCCAUUGGGGUGUUUAUCUUUGCUGAUCACUAUGGUCAUCAGGAGCUCAAAGAAAGGUCCCAAGACUACAUUCGUAAAAAGUUCCUGAGUGUCACCAAAGAGCAAGAGUUUCUUCAGCUGCGAAAAGACCAACUCAUAAGUAUACUCAACAGUGAUGACUUAAACGUAGACAAAGAAGAGCAUGUUUAUGACAGCAUUGUAAGGUGGUUUGAGCAUGAACAAAAUAAGAGAGAAGUGCACCUUCCAGAAAUAUUUGCCAAAUGCAUCCGUAUGCCUCUGUUGGAAGAGACAUUUUUAGAGAAAAUCCCACCCAUGUUUGCACAGGCAAUGGCCAAAAGCUGUGUACAAAAGGGCCAACGUAGUGCCAAUGGCUAUACUCAACGGCUUGGAAUGACUGCUUCUGAAAUGAUCAUAUGCUUUGAUGCUGCCCACAAACACUCAGGAAAGAAGCAAACAGUGCCUUGUUUAGAUUCGGUCACAGGGAGAGUGUUUAAACUAUGCAAGCCACCAAAUGACUUGAGGGAGGUUGGAAUUCUUGUAUCUCCUGAUAAUGAUAUUUACAUUGCGGGUGGUUACAGGCCAAGCAGCAGUGAGGUCUCCAUUGACCACAGAGCAGAGAGUGAUUUUUGGAUGUACGAUCACUCUAGCAAUAGGUGGAUUCCAAAAGCUCCUUUGCUGCGAGCUAGAAUAGGCUGCAAAUUGGUUCAUUGCUGUGGUAAACUGUAUGCAAUAGGUGGUCGUGUGUAUGAAGGAGAUGGGCGAAACUCCCUCAAGUCUGUGGAGUGCUAUGACAGCCGAGAGAACUGUUGGACAGCUGUGUGUCCAAUGCCAGUAGCAAUGGAGUUUCACAGUGCUGUGGAAUAUAAGGAUAACAUCUAUGUUUUACAGGGGGAAUUUUUUCUCUGCUAUGAUCCUCAGAAAGAUUACUGGGGGUUUUUGACCCCAAUGACUGUGCCUAGGAUCCAAGGCUUGGCAACUGUAUACAAUGACUCCAUCUACUACAUAGCUGGAACCUGUGGAAACCAUCAACGUAUGUUUACCAUAGAGGCCUAUGACAUUGAGCAAAAUAAAUGGACUCGAAAAAAAGACUUCCCAUGUGACCAAUCCAUUAAUCCGUAUAUAAAACUUGUCCUCCUCAAAAAUAAACUCCAUCUGUUUGUCAGAGCUACUCAAGUCACUGUUGAAGAACAUGUUUUCAGAACCAGCAGGAAGAAUUCGCUCUAUCAGUACGAUGAGGUUACUGACCAGUGGCAAAAAGUGUAUGAGACUCCAGAUAGACUCUGGGAUUUGGGCCGGCAUUUUGAAUGUGUUGUUGCUAAAUUGUAUCCACAGUGUCUUCAGAAAGUUAUUUAACUUGUUUAUUUUUUUUUUCAGUAACAAGCCUUAGUGAUUUCAGUGGUAAUAUGAUGCUAGAGAAAACAUGUCUUAAAAGAAAACAAAGAAAUUCUGUCAGUAUUUAUUGUAAGCUGAAACAGACAGUUUUUUGUAUAUGGGGAUGGGUGCUCUUCAAAGGUUGCAGUCUGGGAGGGAAUUACUGAUUCAGUUUCAUAUUUACUGGUAUUUUCCUGGGAAAUGAGAAGGAGGUUACAAAGUGCAAUUAUCAGCAUUUUUUUUCUGGUAAACACUUAAUCAUGUCAUACUAGAGCAAUGUUUUUGUGGUAAGAACAAAUUAAGUGGAGGAGCCAGGAUAACUAUGCACUACAGGGAAAGAAAAUCUAGCAUUAAUAGCUAAGGACGUCCAAGCUGUUUUGAAGUGACUUUUUUCUCUCCUUUUUUCUCUUUUCUUAUUUUUUUUUUUAAUACGGGUAAAAUUUGAGGCAAUAUCACUAAAUCUUUUAGUUUAGAUUAUUUGAAAGUACAUAGAGGAUUGAGAGAUCCUGAUUCUUAAUGAUCUUUUUUUGUACUGUUUUUGAAAUCUGCUAAGAUGUACCUGAUCUUGUUUGUGCACUACAGUUUGGGAGAAAUACGCAAGUACGAAUUGGAAUGUGGAGUAUCCCAGAAAGAGGCCUGUGUAGAUUACUGUACCACUUCCUGUAUGGAUUUUUGUUAAAAUUGAGAUUAAUUAUUUUAAAAACAACACAAAAAAAAUCCCAACACCUAUUUUCUGCCACUUAGAUGUAGUGCUUUAAAAGCAUUUUUUUUUCUCUACACUGCUCAAAACAUCUGUCAUCCCGUAAAGGGCUUUAAUCCAAAAGUUGAUGGUGCUAGUACAUUUUUAAUACUUGUUUGUCUGAAAUGGGCUAGCCUUAUGCCUGCUACUUUCCACGGAGUGUCUGUCUGUCUUCAGGCCCUGUCCUGUCAUCGUAUUGUCUUUUUUAGCAUUUUUACUGCGGUGGUAGAUUGUUGCACAGAAUGAUGACAGGAUGUAGCCUUA
Molecule: messenger RNA, 2807 nt
Organism: Tinamus guttatus (white-throated tinamou)
Lineage: Eukaryota; Metazoa; Chordata; Aves; Tinamiformes; Tinamidae
Source: RefSeq, a predicted model, not a curated record